This is a messenger RNA of Penicillium hordei, 3666 nucleotides long. RefSeq names its product telomerase reverse transcriptase. Gene Ontology annotation, molecular function: telomeric repeat DNA binding; telomerase RNA binding. Gene Ontology annotation, cellular component: telomerase catalytic core complex. The record is from RefSeq and is a predicted model, not a curated record. The transcript has 6 exons. NCBI's taxonomy places the organism in Eukaryota, Fungi, Ascomycota, Eurotiomycetes, Eurotiales, Aspergillaceae. Gene Ontology annotation, biological process: telomere maintenance via telomerase. Bases 1 to 3666 code for a protein of 1221 amino acids.
AUGGGCAAGAAGCGGAAACGACCCAUCAAGGACGGGCCCACGUCCUCGUCUCACAUGGGUAUCACCACAUCUCCCCGCCGUUUCAGAACCCCCCACGCGCCAAUUUCCCUGGAAACAAAAACAAGCCAUCCCGUUAUCUCCCUGUACUACCAGCAUGUCGUAUCCUUGCGGGAGUACCUGCUCCAGCAACUUCCCGUGACCUCCAAGUCGCGUCGGCGUCGCAUCCUAACACUGGGCUCGCGUGAAGACCAACACCACAAUACACAAUCCCAAACAUCCCAAACAUUGGCGCAGCUGCUAGACUUUACCCUGGUGGGUGUGCUGAAGGAAUCUUCUCCCACUCUCAAUUCGGAGCGACAAAAGCAAUACUCAUCUUUUAAUGAGUCUCAAUUGCGGCCGAGUCUCGUCAGCACCGAUACGGGGCCGACCUGUCCGCAGUCCGAAGUGGUUGAUUUUGUGAUCUGGAAACUCUUUAGUCAGAGCCAUGGCUCCUACCAAAGGCCCGAGCAUUUGCUGACGCAUGGCUUCCAACGCCCGUAUAAUGGGCAAAAUGCUCAACAAUUCCCGAAUCAGAAUGUGCGAGUUCUCAAAGAGGGUGCAUGGACAGAGGUCCUCGGCUUACUUGGUAGUAAUGGCGAGGAAAUUAUGAUGCAACUCCUUUUCGAUUGCGGAGUUUUUGCCGCUAUUGACGCUCGAAGGAGAAUAUACUACCAACUCAGUGGCCUGCCGCUCUCGGUACUCGAGCCUUUGAGCGAUGCGUCCUCGGGAGCCAAUGGGUCUGCGACUACAGCACAAAACCCAAUGCCUACCACUGAUCAGAGAACCCCCAAAGAGAAAGCCGAUCGUACACGGAAUUCCGAUAAGACACUCCAAAGUCCGAACAGCAUUGUGUUUCUUCGACGGCGUAUUCUCUAUGGACGCGUCGAGUCCAACAAGAAAGUACCUUCUGGACUAGGACAGGCACAUGUUCUUAGCCGCUUCUCAUCACUUGAUUCAAUGGCAGAAACAGUCCAUGUAAUGAAGUACAUCUUUCCCCGGCAAUUUGGCCUGCGGAAUGUGUUUAAGCUGGACUCGGAUAACUGCAACAUCAUGGAUGACUCGAAGACUUUCAUGUUUCGUGAGAGUGAGAUAUCUCGUUUGGAAGAAGAGAAACGACUCCAGCGGCCCCAACCCAAGAAUGAAUUCGCAGACGCAGAUUGUGGUGUCAAGGUACCUAAGAGGCUUCGUGGAAUUACUAUAGAGCUUGUCCGGAAGCUCCGGAACCGCAACGCACAAUGCUCCUAUGGAGAGUUGCUGCGAUACUAUUGUCCAACCGAACAAACCGGACCUGGGAGACUUGGCGCGUUUGCCUCCACACCUGAUGCCAACAAAAGCGAGCCUAUCUCCUCUCUCCAGUCAAAUUUAGUAACACAGGUGCAAAUUAAUCACCCAUCGUCAAGUGAUAGUUCGGCACAAACCUCAAGUGAUGGUUCGAGAUUAGAGUCGCACAUCACUGUCGACGCAUCUUGUGGCAUCGAUGCCGAGAAACCAGUGGCUCGAAAAACUCAAGUCAGUCUAACUGAUUAUGCGACUCCGGCUUCUUCCGUCUCAGCUUUUUGUCGAGCGGUGAUCCAGAAAUUGAUCCCUCGACAAUUUUGGGGGGUUGGUCCGGAUGGCGCUUUGAACUUAAAGCUUGUUCUCAGACAUGUUGACCGUUUUAUCAAAUUACGUCGAUUCGAGAGUCUAAGUCUGCACGAAGUAUGCAAAGGUAUCAAGGUAACAAGCUUUCCUUGGCUCGAACCACCCCAGGUCCAGACUAAUUCAUCAUCUGAGACAAGAUCGAAGAUCGCCUUGUCUGACUUCCACAAACGCACCGAACUAUUUCACGAAUUCAUGUUUUGGAUUUUUGAUUCAAUUCUUAUUCCUCUCAUUCGUUCGCACUUCUAUGUCACCGAGUCUCAAACGCACCGAAACCGCCUUUUCUAUUUCCGCCAUGAUAUGUGGCAGCAAUUGACCCAGCAACCUUUCGGGGAGUUGAAGGCAACGAUGUUCGAGGAACUCGAACCAGAUCAAGCCCAACGUGUGCUGGCACGGCGAUCUCUUGGGUUCGGUGCUCUCCGUUUGCUUCCCAAAUCUACAGGCCUCCGGCCCAUCUUGAAUCUUCGCAAACGAGCUUUGAAGAAAUCGUCAUGGGGAAAACGGCGCACGUACCUUGCCGCCAGCAUCAAUACAACUAUUACACCUAUCUAUAACAUGCUGACCUACGAGCGACAGCAAGCUCCGGCCAAAUUGGGUUCGUCAAUGCUCUCCAUUGGAGACAUGCACCGCCGAUUGAAGGCGUACAAAGAACAAUUGUCCAAACGGCUGCUCUCGGGUCCUAAAUCAUCGAAAUCCAAGCUCCCACAGAUGUACUUUGUCAAGCUUGACAUCAAAGCUUGUUUUGAUACCAUCCCCCAAAAAAAGUUGCUUGAUCUGAUCGAAGAGCUGGUCUCUGAAGAGAGCUACCGCAUCUCAAAGCACGUCGAAUUUCAACCACCCGCCCCAACUACGCAAAACGGGAAGCCCACACGAAGGUUUAUGGGCCGCGCUGCGCCUGCGACGAGACCGCAACACCUACCCGAUUACGUCAACAGUGGAGGCACGACGCGAAAGGCCAAUACCGUUUUUGUUGACUCUAUAGCUCAGAAAAAUCAUGAUACUAAUAGUCUUCUGGCCCUCCUCGAUGAACAUGUUCGGCACAACCUUGUGAAGAUAGGCAAGAAAUAUUUCCGCCAACGCAACGGCAUCCCUCAAGGCUCCGUGCUGUCCAGCAUCCUUUGCAAUUUCUUCUACGCUGAGCUAGAGCGAAAAGUACUAGGUUUUAUCAAACCCGAGGAUUCUCUACUCCUGCGACUCGUGGACGACUUCCUCCUGAUCACACCGGAUGCAGCCAUGGCAAUGCAGUUCCUGGAAAUAAUGAUCCGGGGCCAACCCGCGUACGGCGUACAAGUCAAUCCAGCCAAAAGCAUGGCCAAUUUCAGCGCAGCAGUUGAUGGGAUUUUUCUCCCCAGACUAGAAGGGACCCCUUUAUUCCCGUACUGUGGUAGUCUUAUAGACACCCGUACGCUAGAACUCCACCGCGAUCGAGACCGCAUCUUAGAGGGCGGCGAGUCAGCUGCUGCGACUCUUUCCAACACCUUAACCGUUGAGGCCACCCGCCUCCCCGGUCGCACCUUUCAUCGUAAAGUGCUCUCCUCAUUCCGUCUGCAGCUACAUGCCAUGUACAUCGAUGACGGGCACAACUCGCGCGCAGUUGUGCUAGCCAAUCUCUACUGCAGCUUCAUCACUUCUGCCAUGAAGAUGUACCGCUACAUGAAGUCACUUCAGGGCCGUGCGCAUCCCGGCCCAGCGAUCAUAACACAGACUAUCCACGAUCUAAUUUCACAGACGAAUGGCACGAUCCAGGCCAGGCGUGCUAGUAAUUCAGAGUCUUCAUUCUCGUGUUUCGUCCAGCGAUCUCAUCUGCAGUAUCUGGCUUCUGCAGCGUUUCGGUUUGUUUUGAAGCGCAAGCAAACGCGGUAUGUGAUGGUGCUCCGCUGGCUAGACGCGCUGAUCAAAGAUGCUCGACCCACAUCAGAUUCCGAGGCUUUAAGGAUGACGCAGGUUGUGAAGAAGGGAAAUGCGAUGUUUCAGGAAUGGCGAUUCUAG